Molecule: messenger RNA, 588 nt
Organism: Camelina sativa (false flax)
Lineage: Eukaryota; Viridiplantae; Streptophyta; Magnoliopsida; Brassicales; Brassicaceae
Source: RefSeq, a predicted model, not a curated record
AUGGAUUCUCCAAACCCUUUUGGUAGUGACUCGCAAAAUUUCAUGGAUCUUUUGAAUUCUCAAAAAAAUUCCAACGCUUCUGCUAAUUCCGCACAAACCUCUCACCCUAUCCAAUUUAGCUCUCCUUUCUCUACUCAGCCUACUCAAUUUAACCCUCCUUUCUCUACUCAGUCUAUCCAAUUUAGCCCUCCUUUCUCUUCUCAGUCUAUCCACACUAGUCAAGUAUUCUCUUCUCAACCGGUUAAUUCUAGCACCCAAUUAGAUUCUCUAGACUGUAUAGAGGUUACGCAAGACGACCAUGAAGAAGACGAAGGCAGAGGAAGUAGGAAGAGGUGGAGUGCACAAGAGGAUAUCCAUCUCAUAAGUGCUUGGUUAAACACAAGCAAAGAUCAUGUAGUGAGUAACGAGCAGCAGAAAGGUAGCUUCUGGAAAGAUCAUGUAGUGAGUAACGAUGAUAUCCUAGAGGGACGAGCGAGAGUUACAUAUGUUGUCAAUGAAAGGCAAUACAAAAUGGCGCACUACCUAACUGAUGGUAUCUAUCCCAAAUGGGCAACUUUCAUCCAAUCCAUUACACUUCCACGUGGUUGA